Molecule: messenger RNA, 2131 nt
Organism: Eimeria acervulina
Lineage: Eukaryota; Apicomplexa; Conoidasida; Eucoccidiorida; Eimeriidae
Product: actin-like family protein ARP4a, putative
Exons: 2
Biological process (GO): regulation of transcription by RNA polymerase II
Cellular component (GO): SWI/SNF complex; NuA4 histone acetyltransferase complex
Molecular function (GO): chromatin binding
Source: RefSeq, a predicted model, not a curated record
AUGAGUCUGCCUUCUGCGUCUCCGCCUGCUGCUGCGGGCUCCAAAGGCAGCAAAAGCAGCAGCAGCAGCAGCAGCAGCAGCAACAGCAUGAAGCCCCCUAUAGGUGGCGAAGAUGUCUGUGCUGUUGUUGUACAGCUGGGGGCCUCCACUAUAAAUGUCGGCUAUGCUCAGGAAGAUCAUCCUCGUAUUGCUGCUGCUGCUUGCGUAGGCAGAAGAAAGCUGCGCAUGCCCCAGCAGCAGCAGCAGCAACAGCAGCAGCAGCAGCAGCAGCAGACAGCGGGGCUUUUCUGUGGGUCUUGUUGCUGCUGCCAGUCGCAUGCCGCUGUGUGCGCUCCCCCAGAUAUAGCUGCCAGCAGUCCACAGCAGCAGCAGCAGCAGCAGCAGCAGCAACAGCAGCAGAAGCAGCAGCAGCAUCAGCAGCAGAAUUGCUUGACUUGGAAGCAGUCUCUUGAUGUCUCUCCAUCUGUCUUUUACAGCAGAGGUCCCUUCGCUUGGCCUUGCGAAGGCAACAGCUGCUGCAGCUGCUGCUGCGGGGUGCAGCAAAUUGUCUUCCCGGUGUCUCUUGAGGUUGCAGCACCCCACAUCGAUAUACACCCUAUCUUAGCAGAUGCUAAGCAGCAGCAACCAGCAGCAGCAGCAGCAGAUGCAGCAGCAGCAGAUUCAACAGACGCAGCAGAUGCAGCACCAACACCUUCACUGGAGCGCGCAGCAUCUGCUGAAGACACGCGAACGCCACAGCAGCAGCAGCAGCAGCAGCAGCAGCAGCAGGUGCAGCAGCUAAAUAAAGUUCUGGAUAGAGAAGCUUUCUCAACUGCUGUGCGGAUUUGCAUAGAAGGAAGUGCUUCAAAAGAAGAAGCAAACAAAAGAACCGUCAGGCCGCCACCAAUACACAAGCAGCAGCAGCAGCAGCAGCAGCAGAAGCAGUUGAAGCCUAAGACCGAAGCUCAGAGCUGCAACUGCUGCUGUGCAAAGCAGCAGCAGCAGCAGCAGCAGACAGGUGCUGAUUGUAACGGUGUGCGUGCAGCAGCUGCUGCAGCAGCAACCAGCGACGGCGAAGCGAAGCUGGGCAUAACCUGCAGCAGCAGCAGCAGCAGCAGCAGCAGCAGCAGCAGCAGCAGCACAAUUGAAGCGUUUGGCUGCUCACCUUUCGGAGGGUUAGGUAUUUGGGCUCAUGAGCAUCCGCUGCUGAUUGUUACACCUACAGGUGCGUCUGCUGCACUGCUGCGAUCGCUUGCUGCUGCAGCAUUUGAAGACUUAGCUGUACCCGCUGUUUUCUUCGUGUCUGCUGCUGCUGCUGCUGCUUUCUCUGUGGGGCGAAGCACAGCACUUGUUGUUGAGCUCGGAGCAGCAGGCAGCUCUGUUGCUGCUGUUGCUGAUGGUUAUACACUCAGCUGCAACACGAUUAUUACUCCUGUAGGGGGUAGCCUGCUAGAUAAACAAAUACAGCUGCUUCUAAAGCAUCAGCUGCUGCAGCACCAGCUGCAGCAGCUGCAGCAGCAGCAGCAACAGCAGCAGCAAAUGCAGGUACAGGAAGAAGACGUGCUGCUGCCGCUCUUCGCGAGCCGCACCAGCAGCAUCAGCAGCAGUAUCAGCAGCAGCAGCAGCAGCAGCAGCAGCAGGUGGUGGUGGUGCAGCAAAUCUUUGCUGCAGCAAAGUCAGCUCGAAGUAUGCAGACGACUGAGGGAGAGCUGCUGCGUCGUUCGUUCAUUUGCAGAAGCAAAGAACCCUCUAUUAGUUAGGCCGCUGCAGAUACACCCCAAGGGUGCAGCAGCAGCAGCAGCAGCAGCAGCAUCAGCAGCAGCAGCAGGAGCAGCAGCAGCAGCAGGAUCAGGAGAAGCAGCAGCAGCAGCAGCAGAAGCAGCAACAGCUUUAUUUGAACUGCCAGACGGGACGACUGUUGAUUGCAGAGGCAUACGAACAGCUGUUGCUGAGUUACUGUUUAAACCUGAUGAAGCACUCGCUGCUCUGCAGCCCUUCGUAGGAAGCGAUACAAAUAUUAUUAAAGAAGAUAUUGCUGGCUUCGCAGGAAUCACACAUGUAGUUGAAGAUUGUUUGUACAGCUGCGACGUAGACUUGCGUCGCGAUUUGCUGUCGGCUGUCGUCUUAACGGGGGGCCUCGCGUUAACUUCAG